Molecule: messenger RNA, 1342 nt
Organism: Sphaerodactylus townsendi
Lineage: Eukaryota; Metazoa; Chordata; Lepidosauria; Squamata; Sphaerodactylidae
Product: chemerin-like receptor 1
Biological process (GO): complement receptor mediated signaling pathway; inflammatory response; phospholipase C-activating G protein-coupled receptor signaling pathway
Cellular component (GO): plasma membrane
Molecular function (GO): complement receptor activity; N-formyl peptide receptor activity
Source: RefSeq, a predicted model, not a curated record
CUUCCAAGAAAGAUCUCACACAGGACUCUGUCUUCCCCCAUCUGGGAUGCUGUUCGACCCCUGCCCAGGAGAAGACAUAAGACACAAGUGAAGGAGAGUCUCCCCUCCAAAGGAAUGGAGGACACAACUCAACUUACCACUCUUGCCAACGGAACUUUCUGCACCAACUUAGAUUAUUACUAUGCUAAAGAAGUGCUUGCCUUUGUACCAAUUUUGCAGAAAAUACUGAACAUCCUUUCCAUGGUCACCAAUGGUGUUACCUUUGUGCUGGGUGUCACUGGGAAUGGGCUGGUCAUUUUCAUCACUGGCUUCCGUAUGAAGAAGACGGUCAACACCAUCCAUCUCCUCAACUUGGCCAUCGCCGACUUCACCUUCACCCUCUUCCUCCCGCUGAGCAUUGUCUACCAGGCCCAGGGCUUUCACUGGCCCUUUGGGGAGGCCAUGUGCAAGUUCAACAGCGCACUGGCCAUUGUCAAUGUCCAUGCCAGCAUCUACCUCCUCAUGGUCAUCAGCAUAGACCGCUGUAUUUUCUGUGGAUAUGCCCCAGGUAUUCUGAACCACCGGAGCCCCCCACCUGGCUUCUUUCUAGCUUUGGGGUUUGGAUCUUUAGCUGUGGUGUUAUUUCACCCAUCUAUCCAUUUCACAAAGACCUUGAAAAAUGGGGAUGUGAUCUCCUGCUGCCCCAAAUUCAGCCACAAUGAGGACCAGGCAAAAGCCAUCCACCGUGACAUAGUUAUCAGCCGCUUCAUCUUUGCCUUCAUGAUCCCUUUUCCAGUCAUUAUUAUUUGCUAUGGGGCUAUUGUUUUGAGGCUGAGGAGGGACCACUUGGCCUCCUCCAGCAAGCCCUUCAAGGUCAUCACGGCAGUGAUCCUGGCCUUUUUCAUCUGCUGGUUCCCCUUUCAUGUUUUCUCUUUCUUGGAGAUUCAAGCUGACAAGGAUCACAGCCUGCACCUGUCACUCAUUAUCGGUAACCCUCUAGCGUACAGUCUGGCCUUCAUGAACAGCUGCCUCAACCCCAUCCUGUAUGUCUUCAUGGGGCAUGAUUUCAAGGAAAGUUUCAAACAUUCUAUCCUCUCAGUAUUUGAGAGUGUCUUUGCCGAGGAUGUCAACCAGAUUACGACUCAAAAAAUGACCAGAUCCUCAGUGGAGAUGGACUCCCCUGACUUAUGAACACAGCUGCCCUUUGCUUUUAAAAGUCCCAGUUUUCCCAGCCAUUCAGUGCAUUUAUUCAUAAUUCUGCAAAGAACUGGCUUUGUACUGACUGUAGGGCUAUUAUGGUGGAAGGCUUUCCUGCUGACCUUCUUUAUUGCCUACCAAUGCUUUCAGUGGGAGUAGGGGAAAA